Notolabrus celidotus (New Zealand spotty) is the source of this 1158-nucleotide messenger RNA. Its product is annotated as nicotinate-nucleotide pyrophosphorylase [carboxylating]-like. Lineage: Eukaryota; Metazoa; Chordata; Actinopteri; Labriformes; Labridae. Gene Ontology annotation, cellular component: cytoplasm. The transcript has 5 exons. The record is from RefSeq and is a predicted model, not a curated record. Gene Ontology annotation, molecular function: nicotinate-nucleotide diphosphorylase (carboxylating) activity. Bases 25 to 1005 code for a protein of 326 amino acids. Gene Ontology annotation, biological process: NAD+ biosynthetic process; quinolinate catabolic process.
GAAGCGAAAUGCUGAAGCAGCUCCAUGCCUGGGCAUUGUGCAGAGAAAGCAACCACUACACUUCCUGUUAUUGUGUUUCUUCCAACAGCUCUGUACAGAAUGUCCUCGCUCCCGCACUCAGCAGCUCAUUCGAUCCCUCCUCACAGUCUGACCCGACUGGCACGAGAGUGGUUGGCAGAGGACACACCAAACUUUGACCCAGCAGGAGUAUGUGUGGGGUCACAGGAGGUGGAGGCCAGGCUGCUGUGUAAAACACCACAGAGUGUCUUGGCAGGGAGCCCGUUCUUCACAGCUGUGUUCAGUGAGGUCGGCUGCACCGUGGACUGGAUUCACAAGGAGGGAGCUGAGAUUGGUUCAGAUGCCAUUACCUUGACUGCUGUGGUAAGAGGCCCAGCAAGAUGCCUUCUCCUGGGGGAAAGGCCUGCUCUAAACUGCCUGGCCCGGGCCUCGGGGAUUGCUACUCGCUGCUCUCAGCUUCAAGAAAUGGCGACAGAAGUGGGCUGGCAUGGAGAAGUGGCUGGCACGCGCAAGACCACACCGGGCUUCCGUCUGGUGGAAAAGUACGCCAUGCUGGUCGGCGGUGUGUCCAUGCACAGACAGGACCUGAGUGGAAUGGUGAUGCUGAAGGACAACCACGUGUGGGCAUCAGGGAGUAUCACACAGGCUGUGAGAUCUGCCCGGUCAGUGUGUGGCUUCAGCAGUAAGAUUGAGGUGGAGUGUUGCUCUGCCGAGGAGGGCAGAGAGGCGGCUGGAGCAGGAGCAGACAUCGUUAUGUUGGACAACUUCAAACCUCAGGAGCUCCAUGUUGCAGCUCAAGCACUGAAGAGGGAGUUCCCAGAAUUGCAAAUCGAAGCAAGCGGAGGAGUGACGCUAGAGAACUUAACUUUGUAUUUCUCCCCCUAUGUGGACAUUAUUUCCCUUGGCUGUAUAACACAAGGGUGCCCAGUUGUGGACUUUUCUCUAAAAGUUAAAAAGCCUGUUUUUGUCUCAAGCCUCCAAGAAUGAUGAGCAACUUAAAUAUAUUAAGACAGUCCCACACUGAGUGAAUGAGAAAAUGUAGUGAAAUUUUGUUAAAGGUGACAUAUUAUGCUCUUUUUCAUCAAAAUAAGAGGUCCCCAAAACAUGUCUUUAACGUUUAUUGCUCAAAAAAACACUUUG